CCCCAUUGACUAUAAUUCCAUAAUUCUUGUAUCGAUUUGUUUAGAAUCUCUUGCAAAUGCAUUGGCAGUCAUGCUGUGCUGCUCCCUUUACGUUUUGACAAAAAGCACAUGACAUAAUGUGCUGAACAUUUCGAAGAAUUCCAGUGAACAAUUAAUACAGUGAGGUGUAUUAAUUGGGGGGGCGAAGAACGAUCAGCAAAAUGCAGUUUUACACAGUAUUAGACCAAUGGUUGUAUUCAGUAAAUUCCUAAAUUUCCAAUAUCUAUACGCAAUGAAUAUGGACAGCAGCACCUUCAUUGUAUACAACUUUCCCAGUAUCUCAUACAUCGGGGCUGUUGUCAUCUGUCUGGCCUCUCUCUACUUCUUUUGCUCGUACAACCGGGAAGCGAAAGAUGUACCCAUCAGAGAUGUCUCCAAAGAUCACAGUUGGAGAGCCAUCCAGGUCUCAUCCAGACCCUGGUACUGUUCCAUAUGUGAGCUGCUUCUGAUCAACGGUAUCGGAGCCUACUGUGAUUGCUGUGGAGUGUGCGCCGACCCUGAAUGCAUCAAGAAAGCCAACAAAACGUUGAUCUGCAAAGUCAUCACAAGCAAAAGUGACAGGCAUCUGCAUCAUUGGGUCAAAGGGAAUCUUCCGUUGGGAGCCACAUGCUCGAUAUGCAUGGAGGAAUGCAUGGAUUUUGGCUUGGCCGAUUACCAGUGCUGCUGGUGUCAGAGAGCAGUUCACACCAAAUGUUUACCUGCUGUUGAGAAGGAAUGCGAUUUUGGGCCGUACAAGUCGAUGAUUGUGCCGCCGUGGUGCGUGCAAACUGCGCGCAUGAAGAGCAGCAUCCACAGACAUCUGCUGCUGAGGGGCGUCAAAGAUCCGGGAUGGGAGGAUUGGUCGCCGCUCAUCGUUGUGGCGAACAGGAAGUCGGGAAACAACGACGGCGGGACGAUUUUGUCCGAAUUCAGGAAGAUACUUAAUCCUGCUCAGGUCAUCGAUCUGGCGGAGCGGCCUCCUGCAGCCGCCUUGCAGUGGAGCGUUCUGGUUGCUCCGAAACCGAUUAGGUUGUUGGUGGCAGGUGGCGAUGGCACCGUCUCGUGGAUGCUUACAACCUCGUAUAAAAUGGAUCUGGAACCUCCUCCAGCCGUAUCAAUUUUACCGCUCGGCACCGGCAACGAUUUGUCCAGGGUUCUCGGUUGGGGCAAGGAGAAUUCCACCGAUCUCGACGCAGUCAGUAUUAUGAAGAAGAUAGACGAGGCCAAGUUGUCCGAUAUAGACAGAUGGAGGGUGGACAUUACGCCUCCGAAACAUCUGGGCAUCCAACUACCAGCGAAGACGCAUUUCAUGUACAACUACUUCAGCGUCGGCGUGGACGCCCAGGUAGCUCUGGAUUUUCACAAGACGCGCGACAGCAAAUUCUACCUGUUCAGCAAUCGGAUCUUCAACAAGAUAUUGUACUUAAUAUUCGGGACGCAUCAGGUCAUGUGGUCCGACUGCAAGAACAUCGAGCAGCACUUGGAUCUCUAUCUGGAUGGGAAGAAAGUGGAACUUCCCGAAUUGGAGUCGGUCGUCGUUCUGAACAUUCCGUCGUGGGGUGCAGGCGUGGAUCUGUGGAGCAUGAGCGGUGAUUCCACGACUCAGUCGUACAAGGACGGAGUGCUGGAGGUGCUGGGCAUCUACUCCUCGUUUCACAUCGCCCAACUUCAAGUCGGGCUCUCCACGCCGCACCGCAUCGGCCAAGCUAAGAACGUCGAGAUCCAGCUGAAAGCAACGUCUCCCGUUCAGGUGGACGGCGAACCGUGGGAGCAGCAUCCGGCCAACAUAAAGAUUUCCAUCGUCGAUCAGGCCACAGUCCUGGUGAACCGCAAACGUAGUUCAGGUCACAGUUCAGCCUCCUCCCCGCUGAAGAUUAAUUCAAAAUAGACAUCCCCCCAAUAAAAAACCCACAAAAAAGAAAUACUUUUGCAUUUAUCAAUUGCAUUGGCACGUUAAUUUGAAUGAUUAUGUGAAUGUUUCUAUCGAAUUAGGGGAACAAAAAUGAUGUUCAUCUCGGUUGUUUGUUGUCUUUUCCGUUUAUUUAUGUUGAUUUUAAAUAUAUAC
This is a messenger RNA of Nicrophorus vespilloides, 2083 nucleotides long. It is a transcript of the gene Dgkepsilon, whose product is annotated as diacylglycerol kinase epsilon. The transcript has 7 exons. The record is from RefSeq and is a predicted model, not a curated record. Bases 227 to 1906 code for a protein of 559 amino acids. Lineage: Eukaryota; Metazoa; Arthropoda; Insecta; Coleoptera; Silphidae. Gene Ontology annotation, molecular function: ATP-dependent diacylglycerol kinase activity.